This is a messenger RNA of Homarus americanus (American lobster), 3799 nucleotides long. RefSeq lists its product as uncharacterized. Gene Ontology annotation, cellular component: cilium. Lineage: Eukaryota; Metazoa; Arthropoda; Malacostraca; Decapoda; Nephropidae. The record is from RefSeq and is a predicted model, not a curated record.
AACACCUGAAUUUCCCACCUGUCUGUCUUAACGAGGGCUUGUCUACCUGGCGUACAGUUACCUUUCAUUUAAAACGUCACUUGUGUAUAUUAUUGAAACAUGUGCUACUGGUUGCCGUGAGAGGUGUUAUCUGUAUCGACGUGGAGUAUCUAAAGGACUCGAUAUAUUGAGUUAUACCUUCCCGGGUGUUUGUGAGAGGCAGGUGUAUGUGGGUCGUGUGUUGGUGUGAAUCAUUAACGUUCAGUCAUUACGGUCCGCGGAAUCUUCAUUAUUUAAGGUAAAACUUCCUGUAAGUGGCCCAAGGGAAGUUUUAGCUCUACUACGAGAUAAAUUCCGCGUGACGGUCGGUUUCAGGAAUGCUGGCGGCCACUUGAGGUGCCACCUGGCGGUAUUAAGUGACAUUACAACCGUCACGAGCCCGAACCUCGCCCCGCAUGCCUCAGUCGCUCCUUGACGGUAGAGGGGAAGAGACACGCCUGUCACUCUACCAGCUUAUAUAUCUGUAUAAGUCGUAUAUACACCUGUUCUAAGACGUUUGAGUGGUGACAUAUAUAUAAAAGAAAAAGUUAUAUGUGGAAACCUCACGUCUGGUUCAAUAUAUCAAAGUGUCAAGUUUUUCUAUUACAACAGUUGAAAAUUUCCCAAAACUUGUUAAACCAAACUAAAAAAAAGAAAAGAAAAACAAACACACUAUACUACGUCACAUAAGUGUUACGACCUACAGUUUACGCAACGAGAAGAAACGUAAACACAACCGGUCGCUAAGGAGCCAGGAGCCAAUAAUUGACCCGGGUUGUGAGAGCUCGGGAGCCCUUGGAGGAGUGAGAGAGGUCUAGGACGCUGCCUCACUGAGAGCCCUGAAGGCGGCGCAACAAUUAGCAGUGUCGGUAGCGGAGGUAAUUAGCACAUGCACCUUGGGCUGCCGCACUCACGACACUCCUCCGUGACGCUCCAGCUCUGGCACCGCGAAUGAGGGCAAGACACAGGUUGCCUGAGGUGCCAUGAUGACUGGCUGAGGAUAAUAUAUCGAUUUCAUUUGAGCUAUAUAUUUUUUUCGUCAGUUUUUUAUUAGGAUUCUUUUAUCAAUAAUCAGUUGUCUGUCAGGUGGUAGCAGAGUGAUAUGAUGGGAGAACACGGUGACGAGCCCCUGGGGAUGGUCUUAACCCGCGUGUGAAGGCAAUAGCCACAACAAACUAUGGCUGACGUCGCAGUGAGUGAGGUCACACAGUCUCUCGUGUCCAUUGUGGCUCACGAUGGCCCCGAGGACACCGGGAGUGACGCUCUUGUGCCUUCUACUAAACAGACCAGGAAGACCCGCUUCAGGAAGGUCAGGCCCCCGGACCUCAAGGGCAGGAGAGGAAGAGAGGAGAAGAAGAACGUCACUAUGGUUAACAGAAACCCGCAACACAAGGACUACCUGUCAGAACAGAGGAGCAAGAGAAUAGAGAAGCAGAAGUCAAAAGGGAAACGUGACGGAUUGAUAAGGAGUAAUAAGGUGACAACUGAUGAAAACGAGACGAAAGACGGAGAAGUGGAGGAGCCAGAGGAGGCCGUGAAAGAUGAAGACGACUCGAGGGGUGUAUCGGCCGGCAGCAACCUCAGCAAAGAUGAAGGGAUCAGCAGCAAUGGUGAAAAAGACGAAGACCUUGAGAUAGAAGACAGAGACGACGGCGAUAAAACUGACACCAGAGAAACUGGCCAGGAAAUGGAAGACGAUGAAGGACGAGGAAGUAUUAAUGGCGACGAGGAGGAAGCAGCAGCAACCCCCGCCUUGACCUCUCGCUCAGAUCUGGAAGCAACUGGCACUGAGGAGGCUGACAGUGGUGCUCCUGACACAGAGGGCAGUAAUGCUGACAACACGAUAGAGCAAGAACACCUUGAUUUAGCAGAGCAAGGUGAAGACAUAACGACAGAUAUGGAAACAGUAGUAGAAGAACAGGAGGAGGAGGCAGAGUACCUUAGAGAUGCUGCUAUCGGUUACCACGGGGACAUGGAUGAACCCAACUCUCUGGCAGCGAGCUCACACGGUUCCCUCACCCUCUCUAGGGACGCAGGACUUGGCACCACGGCUGAUCUCUCUCUGAUGAGGAACGAAUUACAAGACAUGACGGUGGCGGAGAAUGAUGAACCUGAAGCAGAAGAACCAGAUAAAGAGGAAGAAGUAAAGACAGAAGAUACCGAAGAUGAAAUUAAAGAAGGAGAGGAAGAAACAAACGUUGACUUAGUAAAUGAGACAGAACAGACGAACGAAGACGAGGAUAAUGGAGUAAUGCUGGAUGUUGAGGAGCAUGGUGAAGACGAGGCGAGGGCAGGUUUUGACAUGGAGGAAGACAAGGCUGACGACGGAGAGGACAUGGAAGACAAUAAUGAUAAUGAUGGUGAAGGUGGUGGUGAGGAGGAAGGUGCCAUGGAAAAUACAGUAGAUGAUAGUGCAGAGAAAGUGACUGGCGAAGAAGCAGCAACUGGUGAUGUCGAAAGUGAAUCAAAAGAGGAAGCUAAUAAAGAAGAAGAGGAAGAGAUCAAAGAAAUACCAGCCAUUGCAAAGAUCCCUGGCACGUACAGAAGAGGGAGAAAAAAUAUAGCCGCGAGAACCCCAAGAAAACAGGAGGUGGAGGUGAAGAAGACGCCCAUGUCGAAGAAAUACGAUGCGACCAAAGCACUGACCAACAGGAAACCCAUCUCGUGGAGACCGACGCCGAUACAGGGAGCGAGUCGGCCGGAAGGGACACAGCCGAGGAAUAACCUAUCGGAAGCUAGGAAAUUCAAAGCCAGAAAUCUAAACCCAAAAUCAAUAGAAGAUCUAGAUAAAAAAAAUGAUGUGGAGCAAACAGAGGCAGAUAAUAAAGAUGGAGAUUCUCAAGCACGUCAGGAGGACACUUUAGGUGAAUCCUUGGAACUUCCUCCUGUCAACAUUCCGGUCUCCGGGGACGGCGACUCCGCGGUAGUGCUGGACACAUUCAGGUCUGAAGGUCACAACUCUCAGGCUGACUCUCAGAUAGAAGACGACUCUCAGCCCAUCAGCAAGGCGGAAUCCAUGCCGGACAUCCACUACCACGACAUCACUCGUCCCAAUACUGCAGGGAAGAAGGGCCGCGGCGUGAGGAGGAAAAAAGGAAAACCAAGAAAGGUAUCCAUGUCUAUUAAAUCGUCAGUGCCACAUAAGGCAGGAAAGGGAGGAUCUACCAGCGAGGUGUGGGUGCCACAGGAGGACAAACUCUACGUCUACACCUACAGUUCUCAGCCAAGACUUCUGCACGUGAGGAGGAUGGCCGCGGGGAGAGUCGCCACUACCCACCAAUGGGACCCAGAUCCUAACUCCUCCUUCAGACUCAAGACCAGGGGGAACGGCAACCCAAUGUACGACCGUCGUGUUGUGAGAGGCUCUAACUACGCCAAACGUCUGGGCAGCGGCGAACAUCCAAAGUGGAACCCGUACUUCAGCAAUGCCCGCUCAUUGGAACAGCACCAGGAGGAACAAGGGGACCAGCCGACGCAGCAUCACCAACAGUCGCGCCGUCAGGAGUUUCGGGAGAAGCUUGAGGCGAGGGCGAGGUUAAGAAGAGAGAACCACGGCGUCUCGUCCCUCUACCCCUCCCACGCCUCCAGCCACGGCCACAGGAACUACCCCCGCACCCACGUCCACGUCCAGACCGAGAACUAUUACGAGCCACUGGAACGUCCCCCGGAGAUUGAGGUAGAGGUGCAGACAGAGCCGUGGGCAGAGGACGGAUCCAUCCCUCCUAUAGUGUUCCAGACGCCUCGAGGAGUGGACGUCGACACACAGGUCUACGACAAAGAG